UGGUUUUCGGGAAAAGGGAGGUUGUUUGUCAGGAAGCUGUAGCGAGAUUCUACCGUCUCGAGCUCUUCGAAAUUGACUAAAUAACCUCCGAAAGAAAUCAAGUGCCGUGGGCCCUGGAAGCUUUUGCUGAUGUUAUGUCGUCUAGUUCCCGAUGAGUGAAUCUCAAAAGCUUUAGACGCAGUUAAGUAGCUUUUUUUUUUUUUUUUUUUUUUUUUUUUUUUUUUAAAGUUGGUCGGAGCGUCAAAUGUUUUAAACGAAACGGAAGUAUCCUGCCAGCUGUCUGGCUAAAGCUUGUUGAGUCUGAAUGCCACUUCAUGGGAUGAUGGAGUUGAGCAGGCUACUGUGUGUAAAAAUGAGGACGACCAGCAGCAGCAGGGCUCAACUCACCUCUUCUUCAUCCUCUUGGGGCUUGGAAGUCCAUUUCUACUUACCAGAUGUGCAUCAGCUUGAGUUCUUCAGAGGUUGCUACACUUGCGAGGAUCUCUGCGUGGAGGCUGCGAAGAAAUGCUCAAUUUCUCCACUGUGCCACAAUCUCUUUGCCCUGUACAAUGAUGUGACAGGCACGUGGUGCCCGCCUAACUAUGAAUUCAAGAUCACAGAUGAGACCAACAUUAGGUUACACUAUCGCAUGAGGUUCUUUUUCCGUAAUUGGCACGGCGCCAAUGAAGGUGAAUCUCCAGUCUGGAGACACUGCAUCAGUAGACUUAGAGGAGGCCUGGGCCAGCAGAGAACCCCUGAAGGAGCGCCACUCCUGGAUUCCGCCUCUCUUGAUUACCUUUUUUACCAGGGCCAGCAUGAUUUUCACUCAGGUAUGGUGCUCCUUCGGACAUGCCUGUCCGAGGUCGAGGAACAUGAGAUGGAAAAUGAGUGUCUGGGAAUGGCUGUGCUCGCUAUUACCCACCAUGCCAUGAGCAUGGAAAUGCCCCUGUCUACUGCUUCUCAAGCAUUCAACUACAGACGUUUCAUUCCAGAGGCGUUAGAUGCAAGCAUAAAACAGCGUAACAUUUUGACCCGCAUCCGCAUCAACAAUGUCUUCAAGAAAUUCCUCAGUGAAUUCAACCACCGAACAGUCAAGGGCAGCGACAUCAGUCUGUACGACCUGAAGACUAAGUAUCUGGCUACUCUGGAGGGGCUGACCAAUGGCUUUGGCAGUGAGCUAAUGGAGCCCAUCUCGCUGAGUGUCACGCAAGAAGGAGACGUCGAGAAUGGAGGAAGUUUUGUGUACUACAACCAGAUCCAAGAAAAGAGGCCAAAUCAGAGCAUGGAUACUUGGCAUGAUGUACAAGUAUGUAUGUCUGGUACAACAGGCAUUUCCUGGAGGAAGAAGCCCCCAAUGCUGGGAAUCAAGAAAGAGAAAGGCAGGUCAAAGAAGAACAAGCUCAAUGGACAUCUGAGAAAAAAAGAAGCUGAUGAAGGCUGGGAACGAUUCUGUGACUUCCAUGAGAUCAUGCACGCUGCUAUCAAAGAGGCCACAGUCACAAUUCACAGACAGGAUCACAAGAAAAUGGAGUUGCAAAUGGCAUCUGGGUCUGAGGCUCUGUCUUUUGCAGCCCUCGUGGAUGGGUACUUCAGGCUAACAGUGGAUGCCCACCACUAUCUGUGCAAAGAGGUGGCUCCCUCUUCAGUGGUGCACAACAUCAACAAUGGCUGCCAUGGCCCCAUUUGUACGGAGUAUGCCAUCCAAAAGCUGCGUCAGGAGGGUAAUGAGGAGGGCAUGUACAUUCUACGCUGGAGCUGCACUGACUACCAGUACAUUAUCAUCACAGUGGUGUGCAAUGAGAUUGACCUCCAGGAAUCCCGUCCUGUGAAACAGUACAAAAACUUCCAAAUCGAAGUCACUCCAAAUGAGUUCCGCCUUUACGGCACAGAAACGGCAAGGCCAACUCUGAGGGAGCUAUUAGAGCACCUGGAGGGCCAGAGUCUUCGCUCUGACAAUCUCCAGUUCCAUCUGCUCCGUUGCUGCCCUCCUCAACCUCGAGAGAUUUCCAACUUGCUGGUGGUCACGAAUGAUAGAGCACCAGUAUCUCAGACGCCAAUGCAGGAAUGCCAAGUCAUUAUCCAUCGCAUUCCUAAGGAAGAAAUUGAACAGGAGGAGCAUCUUGGUCGCGGCACAAGAACUAACAUAUUCUCCGGCACGCUGAGGGUAAAAAACGAUGAGGAUGCAGGUUACGGAUCCUUACAAGAGUAUAAGGUGGUGCUCAAAGUGCUGGGCUCAGGACACCGAGAUAUUUCCCUGGCCUUCUUUGAAACCGCAAGUAUGAUGCGGCAAGUCUCCCAUAAGCACAUUGUGCUCCUGUAUGGAGUGUGUGUCCGCCACCUGGAGAAUAUCAUCGUGGAAGAAUUUGUGAAACUCGGGCCACUGGAUUUGUUCAUGAGGAGACAACAGAACCCGCUUAGCACUGCUUGGAAGUUCCAGGUGGCCAAGCAGUUGGCCUCAGCUCUCAGCUAUUUGGAGGACAAAAGGUUGGUCCAUGGUUUUGUGUGCGCGAAGAACAUUUUGCUAGCUCGAGGGGGUCUGGAUGAUGAUGAAGGAGGGCCCUUUAUCAAGCUCAGUGACUCAGGAAUACCAAUCACUGUCCUCACAAGAGAGGAGUGCGUACAUCGCAUACCCUGGAUCGCACCCGAGUGCGUGAAGAGUGUGUCUUCCCUGAGUGUUGCAGCUGACAAGUGGGGCUUUGGUACCACCCUGUGGGAGAUUUGCUAUGAUGGAGAAGAGCCACUUAAAGAAAAGAAGCUCACAGAGAAGGAGAGGUUUUAUGAAACCAAGUGCCAGCUCGCGACCCCUGACUACAGAGAGUUAGCUGAACUGAUGAUCCACUGCAUGAACUAUGACCCAAAGAAGAGACCUUUCUUCAGGGCCAUAGUCCGAGACAUUGACAAACUGGAAGAAAAAAAUCCAUCGAUCAAACCACAGCCUUCGACCGAAGUGGACCCAACUGUGUUUGAAAAGAGAUUUCUGAAGCUUCACAGAGAUCUGGGACAGGGUCAUUUUGGAAAAGUGGAGCUGUGUCGUUAUGAUCCCCGAGGAGAUGGAACUGGCGAAUUAGUGGCGGUGAAGUCGCUUAAGCCUGAGAACGGACAACAGAAGGGCAACAAUCUCUCCAGCGAAAUUAAUAUACUGAAGGCUCUCUACCAUGAAAACAUUGUCAAGUACAAAGGCAUCUGCCUGGAAGAGGGUGGUCGGGCCACCAAGUUGAUCAUGGAAUUCCUUCCUCUGGGAAGUUUGAAAGAUUACCUGCCUAACCCCAAAAGCAAGAUCACUCUCAGCACUCUGCUCAGCUACGCCACUCAAAUAUGCCGGGGAAUGGACUAUCUGGGAUCUCAAAAUUACAUCCACCGUGACCUGGCCGCCCGAAACGUACUGGUGGAGAACGAGCGGACGGUGAAGAUCGGCGACUUUGGCCUGACCAAAAGCAUUAAGGACAACGAAGUCUAUUACACAGUCAAGGAUGACAUUGACAGCCCUAUUUACUGGUACGCUCCAGAGUGCCUGACUCACUGCAAGUUCUACCUUGCCUCGGAUGUUUGGUCUUUUGGGGUGACCAUGUAUGAGCUCAUCACCUACUGUGACCCCACCAAGGUCCCCAUGCAGCUCUUCUCCAAGAUGAUCGGUUCAUACCAUGGUCAGAUGAUCAUUGUUCGUUUGGUCCAAGUGCUGGAGGAGGGCAAGAGGUUACCACGACCUGAUGGUUGCCCUGAACCUGUUUAUGAGCUGAUGCGCAAGUGCUGGGAGCACGCCCCCGAGAAGAGGAUCACCUUCAAGCAGCUCAUCGACGAGCUGAGCGCCAUGCAGCAGCUGGGCUCUCCCGAAUGAAACUUCAGCCCGCAUCAGCACUUUGGUUGUACUCUGGACGCCACGCCACGCCACACAGCUUGCUACUAAUCAGUAUGAUCGAACCGCUGUAACAUACCGUGUGCUCUACUCCCUCCCGUAUGUGCCAAUUGGCGGCGGCUAAACAAUCUCAUCGCAAGACCCAAAGCAUCAGAGCGCUCGCGACACCCUUGGUGGUUGGAUGAAUGCUUUUAUUUUAGUUAAAUCCUGAGUGUCACCUCUUUCUCGGAGGGAGUGCCCUGAGCCAUGGAUCAUGCGUGACACAUUGGCUGGUGGAGCAUUUCCAGUUCCGACCAGCCCUCAUUUGCGUACGACAAAGGAAAAAAAAAAAACUCACCACUGAUUUGUCCUUUCAAAAACGAUGCACCAGAGCUAAGAAUGUCGUCUUCAGCUGAUUGAUAUCUCAUUGAUCCUGCAGGCAGAUUGGUCGCACUUCAGUAUAUUCUCCUUUGCUAGCGUCACAUUUGACAAAGUUAUUUUUCCAGAAAAUAUAUUUAAAAAAGAAAAAAAAGUAUAGAUGUUGCAAGACUGAUAGUCGCACCUUACUAUUUAGUUAUUUUACAGGGCAUUCUCAGUUCAAAUGUAUUUUAAACAAUUGUUUUACAUUUAUGUCUAUUUUCAUUUUAUCUGUACCAUUUCACUCUAUGUGGAGGCUUUCAGCAAAGCUUUUACCAUUUUAAUGUGACAAAGAAAAAGGAAACAUUCGAGUCCACAUUUUAAUUAGGGAAUGUAAAAGACAAUUCCUCUUGAAAGAAA
Molecule: messenger RNA, 4588 nt
Organism: Syngnathus acus (greater pipefish)
Lineage: Eukaryota; Metazoa; Chordata; Actinopteri; Syngnathiformes; Syngnathidae
Gene: jak1
Product: Janus kinase 1
Exons: 25
Coding region: 305-3814 (1169 amino acids)
Biological process (GO): cell surface receptor signaling pathway via JAK-STAT; hemopoiesis; cell differentiation
Cellular component (GO): cytosol; membrane; cytoskeleton
Molecular function (GO): cytokine receptor binding; ATP binding; non-membrane spanning protein tyrosine kinase activity
Source: RefSeq, a predicted model, not a curated record